AUGGCUCGACCGGCAUCAGCUGCCCAAGCCGAAACUCCCCCGAAAACGACCACAAACCCAAUCGUAGCAGUCGGCCGCAAGGUGAAGUCGGUUCUCAGCACCGACCAGCGACCCAGCGUUCGCAUCCAGCGUAACUCGUCUUCAAAGACCAGCCUCCAUCGUGGACCGCUGUCAACAGACACACGAGAGCGGCUCGCUGCUCAUUCUGCUGCUGAGAAGCAGGCCGACGUUGGGUCAGCUCCGCAACCACCGAAGGCUCGAUUUGCUGGUAUUUGGUCAUGGUUUGGUGCAGGUGGUCGUCAUGUGACUAGCAGCCAGUCAGAUGAAUAUGACCCAGACGAGGUGGACUUGCUUGACGUUGUUGACCCCGAAGUCGCAACACUAUCAACCCUCAACAAUGUCCAGAAUUCCCUCUUCGUCCCCCAGCUAGGCGGUAUUGUCAAUCGAAGGCCAAUGUACCGAUUGAACGAGACGCCGGAGGAAAAGCGGACAAUGGACAGGCUACGAGCAACGAUGCGACGAAUGACCAAUCCAGCCGAAGAGGGAGAGAGCACGGUGACGUCGAAAUUGCGCGCCCUACGCGAUCACUUGAUGCUUGGUCGCAAGGGGACCGCCUCACCAGCCAAGAAAGAGUUCGUAUAUGCCGUCCUGCCCGAUGGCGAGACACUUGAAGGCUGGACAAACGCUGAGAGAGAAGAGCUGGAUGACAUAGUGCGGCACAUGCUUCAUUCAAGGCGAGCACGAUUCAAGCGGUCUAUGCAGGGCUUCUUGAAAUAUGUGCAGCGACCCCUCGGCCUCUUCGUCACGGUCUACGCAACACUGAUCACGCUCUUUGGCGCCGCAUGGGUUCUGUUCCUCAUCGGCUGGAUCUCUCUCGGCUCGAAGCACGACUACAUCAUAAAUGUUGUAGAUAACGUCCUUGUUGCCCUCUUCGCCAUCAUUGGCGAUGGUCUGGCCCCUUUCCGCGCAGUCGACACCUACCAUAUGUUCUUCAUCGCCCGCUACCACCGCAAGACCUGGAAGCGACGCGAAGAGAUGGGUCUCCCAGAGCUCGCUAACCGCAAUGACCUCCCGGAUCAGACUAAAGAGCAAGUCGAGCCGUUACAGCCAGACGUGGAGAGCCUGGUCGCGCGCAAAAUGCCUCGUAGACUGGCUCAUCGAGUCGCUCCUCGUCUGCCGCAACGUUUCCAGACUCGUCUCAAGGCUCGCCACGCUGUAGAGUCGCCUCAGACCUACGAAUACACCCAAGUCUCACACUUUCUACAAGCCGCACGAGACCGAGACUCACCACGCUUCCCGCUCAAGCUGCUUGUUACGAUUGUCUUACUCCUGGACUUGCACUCGGCGUUGCAGAUCACGCUUGGCGCUUGCACAUGGGGCAUCGACUACAAGACACGCCCGUUUGCGUUGACCACCGUGAUCCUCUGCUGCAGCAUCACGUGCAAUAUUCUCGGCGGCGUUCUCAUAUCCGUCGGCGAUAAGCGUACGCGUAAGACGGAGGUCAUCGAGCGCAUGCUGAAGCAGGAGAUUACUAGCGAGGCGAUCGAGACGAUGGAGACGCGUUGGUUCAAAGAAGCAGAGGCGCGCGGCGAGAUCGAUCCGAGCGUCCGGCAGAAGCUAGAAGAGGAGAGGGACGAGGAGGAGCGUGAAGAAGUCAAGAAGGCGUGGAAGGGAGUGCCCGCAUUGCCCAAGCUCUUAUUGGGUAAGGGCGAGGACAAGAGAGAGCCAAGUCUGCCGCAAGGCAAGAGACAGUCGAGCUCGACUGUCGAUGUGGCGGGACUGGACAAGGAGAAGAAAUCUAAGUUUUGGUUUGGCGGCAGCAAGCAACUGGAGACUGUGAAGGAGACACCAGCCCAACCACCGCCGCCGCCUGCGAAGCUAGAGCCUGCCUACAGGAACGUGGGGCAAGCGGAGAGCGAAGGCAGGGCGCAGAAGAUCAUGAAGAAACUCCUCAUUGCCGGCAACUGCAGAAUGUGCCUUGUCGAGGUCGAACGAGCACCCAAACCCGUCGCAUCCUGUGCAUGGCCGGUACAGCCAGGAAUGGUAGUCAAGACCAGUUCGCCACUCGCACACAAAGCACGAGAAGGCGUAAUGGAAUUCCUCCUAGCGAAUCAUCCGCUCGAUUGCCCCAUUUGCGAUCAGGGAGGCCAGUGUGAUCUCCAGGAUCAGUCCAUGAGAUACGGCGCCGAUCGAGGACGAUUCCACGAGAUUACUGGCAAGCGAGCGGUGGAGGACAAGAAUAUUGGACCUCUCAUCAAGACAUCCAUGAACAGAUGCAUUCACUGCACGCGGUGUAUCCGGUUCGCUAACGAGAUCGCUGGAGCGCCAGAACUUGGCUCGACGGGACGAGGAAACAACAUGGAAAUCGGCACAUAUCUCGAACGAAACCUCGACACCGAAUUGUCCGGCAAUGUUGCAGAUCUGUGUCCCGUCGGAGCCCUUCUACCCAAGCCCGGCGCAUUCACCUACAGACCAUGGGAACUCACAAAGUUUGAGACAAUCGACGUCCUGAACGCCAUGGGAUCCAACAUCCGAGUCGACGCUCGAGGCCUUGAAGUAAAGCGAAUACUCCCACGCCUCAAUGACGACAUCAACGAAGAAUGGAUAGACGACAAGCAACGCUUUGCCAUGGACGGCCUCAAGACACAACGUCUCACCACACCACUCAUCCGCCGAGACAACAAAUUCUUCCCCUCAACAUGGGAGCAAGCCUUGACCGAGAUCGGCACAGCCUACCAAAAGCUCGCCCCAGCCGCCAACGAGUUCAAAGUCAUCGCCGGCCAUCUUACAGAAGUCGAAUCCCUGGUCGCAAUGAAAGACCUCGCCAACCGCCUCGACUCCGAGAACCUCGCCCUCGACCAGCCCGGCGGCAGCGCCCCCGUCGCCCACGGCGUUGACCUGAAAUCCAACUUCUCCUUCAACUCCAAAAUCUUCGGCAUCGAAGAAGCAGACGCCAUGCUAAUCAUCGGCUCCAACCCACGCUGGGAAGCCGCCGUCCUCAACGCCCGCAUCCGCAAGCAAUGGAUGCGCUCACCCCUCAAGAUCGGCUAUAUCGGCGAGGACUUCGCCUCCACCUUCAAAUACGAGCAUCUCGCACUGACGCCGCCGCCGUCAAAUCCGCCCUAG
This is a messenger RNA of Cyphellophora attinorum, 3126 nucleotides long. Its product is annotated as NADH-ubiquinone oxido 78 kDa subunit, mitochondrial. The transcript has 5 exons. Lineage: Eukaryota; Fungi; Ascomycota; Eurotiomycetes; Chaetothyriales; Cyphellophoraceae. Gene Ontology annotation, biological process: ATP synthesis coupled electron transport. Gene Ontology annotation, molecular function: iron-sulfur cluster binding; NADH dehydrogenase (ubiquinone) activity. Bases 1 to 3126 code for a protein of 1041 amino acids. The record is from RefSeq and is a predicted model, not a curated record. Gene Ontology annotation, cellular component: membrane.